AUUAAUGGAAUAUGAUUCUAUCGAAAUAUCGUGAAAGGGUCGAUGGACACAAGUGGUUUCACAUUUGAAAAUUAUUAUAAACAAAGCUUUACGGGUAGAAUUGUUUCCAAAAUGAAACGAGAUAGCAACAAUCGUCUUACCUUCUCUUAUAGAUGCAAAAAUUAAAAUUCAACGUACUCAGCACUACCUCGCUUCCUACGCGUCGCACUGCCCUCGUCUACAGGUCAUUUCAAAUUUGAAUUUCGAACGUUCUUUCACUUUUUGCUGCGGCGACAGGACGCGCGCAUACUUGGAUGACUGGUGGUCGACCAUGACUUAUUUGGAAGCUACUGCUACAUGUAUACGUGUAUAGGUACGUGUAUACAACGGUGUACCGUAAGCCGUAGCAGAUUCCCGUCGGCUAGCAGAAAACUGCAUUACCGAGCGAAGUGCAGAAGAAAACGAGCUUAACAGUGCAACUCAAACGAUCGAGCUUUACGCGACUCGGGCAGAAUCCUUGGCUUUAUUGUUAUAAUAGUCUUAUCUUGCGGUAGAAAAAUAAUUUAUCUCGCUUACAAGUGAUGCUAGUCACAUAUUUGCAAAUGCGCUGGGGAUCAGAAUUUACAGCAGCUUAGAACGCUACAUUUGCUGCGAGAUAAUUGUUCAAUUGAAGUCGUAGAGACUUGAAGACGACUUGUUCAUUACCUGUUCUGCAAGCACACGGCGCAGUCAUGAACAUCACUUUUGAAGGAAAGCGGAUUCUCGUUACCGGUGCUGGUCAAGGCAUCGGUAGAGAAACAGCUCUGCGUCUAUCCAAAUUUGGCGGCACAGUUAUAGCCCUCUCGAAAACCAAAGCCAAUCUCGACUCCCUGGUAAAGGAAGAUCCGAAAAUCCAAACUGUCUGCGCUGACCUGCAGGACUGGAAUAAAGCGCGAGCAGCUGUUAAGAGCGUUUUGCCCAUAGAUUUGCUUGUCAAUAAUGCCGGGAUUGCGAUACUGGAUCCUUUUCUCUCUCUCAAACCCGAGGACUUUGAUCAAGUCUUCAAUGUAAAUUUAAAAUCGAUCAUCAACGUCUCUCAAGUUGUGGCGGAGAAUAUGAUCCAAAGAAAAGUUGCUGGAAGCAUCGUCAAUCUAUCGUCGGUGGCCAGUUUGGUAGCUGUCAAAGAUCACGCUAUUUAUUGCUCGGCGAAAGCAGCUUUGGACAUGCUGACAAAGGUCAUGGCUUUGGAACUGGGACCACAUAACAUUCGCGUCAACACCGUCAACCCGACCCUUGUCAUGACGGCCAUGGGCAAGGCCAAUUGGAGCGACCCGGCAAAGGCGGCCACGUUGCGAGAAAAAAUUCCACUGGACCGUUUUGCAGAGCCUCAAGAAGUGGUGGAUUCCAUUUGCUUCCUUCUUAGUGACAAGAGCGCAAUGACCACCGGUGUUGGGCUUACGAUCGACGGAGGAUACACCACUCAUUAAAAAUACUUGUAUACGUAUUUCAAGCUUUACAAAAUAUAAGCUUACUCUGCCUUUGUAUAUUAUAAUCACGCAAACAGAAUGAAUAAAAAAAGCUUUUUAAUAAUUGUACAGCUAGUGAUUCGAAUAAAAUUAUUGAAUCCACCGACA
Nasonia vitripennis (jewel wasp) is the source of this 1592-nucleotide messenger RNA. Its product is annotated as L-xylulose reductase. The transcript has 4 exons. Bases 711 to 1445 code for a protein of 244 amino acids. The record is from RefSeq and is a predicted model, not a curated record. Lineage: Eukaryota; Metazoa; Arthropoda; Insecta; Hymenoptera; Pteromalidae. Gene Ontology annotation, molecular function: carbonyl reductase (NADPH) activity; L-xylulose reductase (NADPH) activity. Gene Ontology annotation, biological process: glucose metabolic process; xylulose metabolic process.